This is a messenger RNA of Branchiostoma floridae (Florida lancelet), 5238 nucleotides long. RefSeq lists its product as uncharacterized. Gene Ontology annotation, biological process: regulation of cell cycle; positive regulation of protein ubiquitination; negative regulation of apoptotic process. Gene Ontology annotation, molecular function: ubiquitin protein ligase activity; cysteine-type endopeptidase inhibitor activity involved in apoptotic process. Lineage: Eukaryota; Metazoa; Chordata; Leptocardii; Amphioxiformes; Branchiostomatidae. The record is from RefSeq and is a predicted model, not a curated record. The coding region runs from base 157 to 4242 and encodes 1361 amino acids. The transcript has 11 exons. Gene Ontology annotation, cellular component: nucleus; cytoplasm.
CGCUGAAGACUCGACUUCCCUUGGUGACGCACGUCUGAUUACUGGUGCAGAGGCUGAAGUAGGACUGAGUGACCGACAAAACCACUGGAGGUAUCAAGGUCAACAUCAAAACCCCUGCUACAAGUUCAAGUGCAUUGCAUUCCAGAAUUUGUAACAAUGAGUCUUAUCGGUGUUCAAAAUCAUGGUAGAGAAAAUCUCAACAGCAGAUGCAGCAUGUCGGCAUCACAAGGUCCUACUUCAGCCUCUGCACCAGGGCGUGGGCAGCAUCCUUGGCAAACAGACCAUGCAAAUGCCGAGGAUACUGCCACGCCUACGUGUGUUGGGGAUCCAGCACUGCUAAUUCCUAGCACAGAAGCUUCUGCUGUAGAAGGCUCAAACCCAGAAUGUAGUAGUGCUUGCUCCCUAGUGUAUGGUGCAGAGGCUCAAGUAGGCCUGGACGUAGAUCCAAAAUAUUCAAGUGAAAUUAUAAGGCUUGGAUCAUUUGCAAUUUGGCCAGACAGGAAUGCAAAUAUAAAACCCCGCAAGAUGGCAAAGGCUGGACUGUUCUUCACAGGACAAGGUGAUACAGUACAAUGCUUUCAAUGUGGUAGAACAUUUAGUGGAUGGAUGGAGGGGGAUGUACCCCUUCAAAAACAUUACCAAGAGAACCCAGACUGUCAAUUUGCAAGAGAACUUUUUUUGAGAGACAAUGCACCCCUACGAUCUCAUAGCAGCAUUUCUUCAGCACCUAGUGGUGUGGACGUACCAGACAAUGCUACAUCUGCCGCAUUAAACAUUGGUGGACAUCAAUCUUCUUCUAGCCCGGGAAACGAUGCUCCUGAUUCAUGUAUUCAACCAAUGCAAACAUUAUCCAUAAAUGCUGCAAGUAACGCAUGCGCAGCUUCUGACUUUUAUGCAUAUGACACUGUUGACUCUCCAAGAAAUCUAAAAAAUUGCAGUGAACACUGUCCAAAAGACUUGAACACAGAGCUUCAUAGAGUCCACACUUUCUUUGGCUGGCCAGAAGGAACACCAGUUCGCCCAGAACGGUUGGCAAAGCUUGGUUUCUUCUAUCUCGGGGUCCGAGACAAAGUUGAGUGCGCAUUCUGUGGAGGUGUUCUCCACCAAUGGGAGGAGGGGGACGAUCCAAAGACGGAACAUCAGCGACAUUACCCACACUGUCCCUUCAUACGGAACUGUGCAACCUCUAACGUUCCACUGGACAACCCUGCAACCCCUAAUGUUCCCCAAGACAGCCCUGACAGCUGUACAGAGCAACAGUCAAGUGGACAGUGGAGGAACUUUGCCCAGCAGGAUUCAACGGUCGAACAACAACAAUCUGAGAGGCGUGGGCACAUAGAGAGUGAACCACCUCCACCGCCUGGUGGAACCGACCAUCCCAAACAUCCAGAGCUGUCAUCAGAAGAAGACCGACUGUCAACAUUCUUCCGCUGGCCACUUUACAGUCCUAUAUCACCACGCAAGCUUGCACAGGCUGGGUUUUAUUAUACAUAUAUUGAUGACCAAGUCAAGUGCUACUGGUGUGAGGGAGGCCUGAAGGACUGGCAGGCAGGGGACGACCCUUGGACAGAACAUGCGCGCUGGUACGGGGAGGAGUGUGGCUUUGUGCUACGAGAACGAGGCAUUGGCUAUGUCCGUCAGAUAAAGAACACCUUUCCUUCACUCGUACAGGUUGCACAUCACUACUCACAGCAGGACUUUGUUCAGGACUUCAUAGUAGGUGCUGCAAAUGUCACAGUCCAAGUAGGGGAGGGGGACCCGGAAGAUGAGUUUGAGGAACGCGUCUUAGAUGCCAUGGACUCUAGAGUAGUAAGGAACGUUGUAGAAAUGGGCUUCGGCCAGCAGAACGUAGAGAUUGUCGUACGCAGGAGGCUCCGUGCACGUAGAGGACCUUUCACAACCAUGACAGACCUUGUUGAAGCAUUGCUAGCAAUGGAUGACAACGAAGAACCAGCAGAAGAUCCCUACACAGAAGAUGAGGAGGACAGAAAUGCGGUGGGGCCAACACCAACUGGAAACCAGGAGCCAGCUGUAGAGCAGAUGGAAGAGCCUGAAGAUGAAACACCUGCUUCAAUGGAGGAACUUCAACGGAGGCUUCAACGAAUGAAAGAAGAGCGCAUGUGUAAAAUUUGCAUGACUAAUGAUGCCACCAUGGUGUUCAUUCCAUGUGGCCACCUGUGCUGUUGUGAGGGCUGUGCUCACACUAUGAGAUCAAGAGGGAGAAAGUGCCCAAUAUGCAGAGCACGCAUCCUGAAAGUCCAGCGUGCUUUCCUCGCUUAUUCAAAGCAAACAAAAAGAAAAAGGGAGAAAUAUUCACAAUUAAAAGCAAACAUGGCCCAAGGAUACGGCACCAAAGGACAGGACGAACCUGAUUUGGUGAGAGACAUGGCAAGACUCGGACGAGCGGAGGCAACACUGCCAACAGCAAGGGAAAACGGUCAACAAGAAAACCUUCCUCAGUCGGAAAUUUGCCUCUCUGUGGCCAUUAACAGGAUGGCAUCUUUUGCUCUUUUAAAUAAUUUGCUAUUGUCAAUGAAUGUCCGUAAACUAGCCAAUGCUGGGCUAUACUAUCCAGGGACUGGAAACAAACUUGUCUGUUACCGGUGUAAUGGGGCGAUAGAUAUAGAAAGUUGGACAGAUCACAACGAGCCAAUAGGAAAACACAACCGACUAUAUCCACAAUGUUCAAACUCGAAAGCGUUAGAUGUUCCAGAUGGAGGAAGUGGCCAUCGUUUCAAUGGAGAAUGCAAGACACAAAGACCGCUGUCGAGUCUUAAAUAUGAAAGUAAGAUCGAUUCGACAGAUGCAGGUGCUUCGAAUUCAAAGAAAACUGUUGUGAACGACGUACGAUCGUGCAGCAGCUUGUGCCCAAAAGACCUGAAUACCGAACUCCACCGCUUACACACGUACUACGGGUACGGAUGGCCGAUGGACACGCCCGUAUCUCCAGAACAGUUGGCAAAACUGGGCUUCUUCUAUCUUGGUGUACGAGAUAAAGUAGAGUGUGCGUUUUGUGGCGGGGUUCUACACCAGUGGGAGCAAGGAGAUGAUCCCAAAGUCGAACACGAACGACAUUACUCCCACUGUCCUUUCAUUCGGGGGUACGCAACCGCAAACGUCCCGCUAGAAUCUACCAGACAGCCUACUACGUCGCAUGAGGAUACGAACGGCACUGCAAAGUUAUCGCCCUUUAUUCGACAAUCUAGUUUACCUCAGUCAGCAACAUUGAGCUCACAGUGUCAACAGCAGAGUCGCUACUCACAUGAGACAGAAAAACGACCUCAAACAGAGAAUAAAAAGGGCCCAAAACGCCCCGAUCUGUCGUCCGAAGAACUGCGAGUCUCCACGUUCUUGAGAUGGCCGCUGUACAGUCCUAUUGCACCGCGGAAACUGGCACAGGCUGGGUUCUAUUACACAUAUAUGGAUGACCAGGUGAGGUGUUUUUGGUGCGAUGGCGGCCUGAAGGACUGGCAGGCGGGGGAUGACCCAUGGACGGAGCAUGCGCGCUGGUACGGGGAAGAGUGUGACUUUGUUCUGCGCCAGAAAACCCUCAGCUUUAUCCAAGAAGUCAAACGGCGCCAUCCAGUGCUGGGACAGGUUCGUCAGGAGGAAGAGACGUUCAACCAAGCCUUCGUGUCCAGUGGCGCAGUCACCAUUGGGUCUCAACAGGCCGGCGUACAGAACCCACAGACGGAGACACCGUACCACGCCAUGUUUCAGGAAGCCAUGGACUCACGUCUGAUCCAGAGCGCUCUCGAGAUGGGCUUCGAGCGUCAACAGGUGGAAAACAUCGUCCAUAAGCAACUGAGGAGGCACGGGAGACCGUUCGCGAAGAUGACAGACAUUGUAGAGGCUCUCCUAGCUCACGGGGAGGGUCAGAAUGGCUCCGAGGAUGAGGACAAGAAGAACGCGGCUGAGGCAAAGACUCAAACCACACAGGAGAGUCCACCUGUGUCCGGAGCACAGGCCCCACCGGACCCAAGUGAGGCACAACUUGCCGCACAAGGUGUUGAGGAGAACCCGGCCCCCUCUGACGUCAGCAGCCUCCAGCGGCAGCUGCAGCAGCUGCUUGAGGAGCGCACGUGUAAGAUCUGCAUGGACGAGAGCGCGUGCAUGGUGCUCAUCCCGUGCGGACACAUGUGCUGCUGUGAGAACUGCGUGCAGAUGCUGCGCGCGCGCGGAGGGAGGUGCCCCAUGUGCCGGGCCCGCAUCCAGCGCGUCCAGAAGACGUUCAUCGCCUGAUGUCGGAUGAGAUGAACUUUCCAGCCGUCAGUGUAACGUGUGAAGAUACUACACCUGUACUGCAGUCUUACUAACUCUAUACUACAGUGAACCACCAGUGCAAUGGCCUCAGUUAAGGGAAGAGCGUUCAAUAAUAUAAAGAAUAAUCUUGAUUUUACAUAGCUUUAUAUUGUCCUUUCGACCUUGUAUUUAAGAGUAGAACUGAACCGAUGCCCCAUUAUGUACAUUUAAAAGAACAUUUAUGAAUCAUUACUACCACGUGGGCCUCGUUGGACUCAACAAGUAACUAUAUGCAGUAUUAAACAUGGUAAAAUUGGAUUUUAAGAUUCUGUUCAGAAUCAUAUACUAAAUACAUUCACAAGAGCCGUAAUUAGGUACAUGUACAUGUAUUGUAAUUGUAAGCUAUAGUUGUAACCAGCGGCUAGACAGAUACAACAUUUAUUGUAUUUGAAAUAAAGCAAUGAUACGGUAUUGGACCAAGACAAGAAGGAUCUGCUCUCUAGAUUAAUCAUGAUGAUCUUUAUUGAUACAACAAAAGAACAGCGACUUUUGUAAGGUCUACUACAACUAUAUAUCUGAACAAACAGGUUUAUACGAUCACCCACCUGCAUGAAUCUCUAUGAAUAAGUAUCAAUAUAUCAACAUGAUGAGUCUAGAGUAUCAUUUACACCAUUGGUUCUAAGGUAUAAACAUUCUUUGAUAUAUUUCCCAAUUUGUACAAUGUAAAGUAAAUUAAAUGAAAAUAUUAUCAAAUGUCUACUACUCUGCUUUGCUCUACUCUGCUCUGGACAGAAAUUAAAACAUACACAUGCUUAGUGUAGUCUGUCCUGAUAAUAAUUAUAGCUUCUUAUGAUGAAUGACUGAAAGCAAAAGUGCACUACAGAUUAUGCAUAAUUCUCCAUACACAUAUUUCUAUAGAUUCAGAAACAUGAUUAACCUUAUAUUCAACCACCAACUGAUUAAACUCUACAUUGAAACAGCGUGGUCCCAUUACAC